AUGAUUCCAUGCACUUGCAAUCCACCCGGCCCAGAUAACUCUCAUGCACACACCUGUUUUCAUUUUCAUACCAAAACCGUGACGGCCUUGAUUGAAGAUAAGGCUUCUGUUGAUGAUACUGCCGAGUCUAGGGAGAAAGACAUUAGAGGAAGAAUCAAAGGGGAGAUGGGAUCGUUUCCUCAUCAGAAACCAGCAACUGAUGUUAACACGGUGAAUGUGACUGGUGGUGCUUAUGUGAUGAAUCCCUGCAAUGUGCAAAUUGCAAUGCAGCCUUCGUCUUGGAGUCGAAGACAAAUCAGGAGAAGCUGCCGUGCUGAAUGUGCAAGGAUUGAAUGA
Molecule: messenger RNA, 336 nt
Organism: Hibiscus syriacus
Lineage: Eukaryota; Viridiplantae; Streptophyta; Magnoliopsida; Malvales; Malvaceae
Product: basic leucine zipper 23-like
Exons: 2
Coding region: 1-336 (111 amino acids)
Source: RefSeq, a predicted model, not a curated record